Molecule: messenger RNA, 2776 nt
Organism: Labrus mixtus (cuckoo wrasse)
Lineage: Eukaryota; Metazoa; Chordata; Actinopteri; Labriformes; Labridae
Gene: tmem183a
Product: transmembrane protein 183A
Exons: 8
Coding region: 141-1220 (359 amino acids)
Biological process (GO): regulation of protein stability
Cellular component (GO): SCF ubiquitin ligase complex
Molecular function (GO): protein binding
Source: RefSeq, a predicted model, not a curated record
UUCCAUGAUGGCUGAAGAUCCUGGUGGAACAUUUUUCAAUUUCUCUGUCGUUUUUCUUUCUUUCUCUCUACCUCCGCUUGCCAUAGAGACAUGGCAGGACUCACAGGCCCGUUAAGUGUCCAAAGAUUAUUGGUGUCGACAUGCCCAAGAAAGGGAACCGAAAACGGCUGAAAUUCAAGGCCGGGGACGUUUGUUCGGAAUCAGUGACUGUUGCUGAUUAUGCUGAUGCCGACCCAGCCGUUGUGAAGUCAGGGAGGGUGAAAAAAGCUGUGGCAAAUGCAGUUGAAAAAGAAGUGAAAUUCCUCUGCGGGCUGGAAGCGUCUCAGGGUGCUGUUGAGGAGGUCCUCUCCUCUGCAGCGAACGACGCCUUGGAAAGCAGUGAUGACCUAGACCCCGGAGAAGAUGCAGAAAGUGAAACUAAAGUUGCCCGCAAGAAGAAAAACAAGAGGAGAAAGGAAAGCAGUGAGAGCAGUGAUGGGCAGGACUAUCCAGUGGAUAUUUGGUUAGUGCUCUCCUCUUACAUUCGACCUGAAGAUGUUUGUAGAUUCGCUCUCAUCUGCAGAAAUGCUUGGAUAGUCACUUGCACGGCAGCUUUCUGGACCAGGCUCUACAGAAGACACUACAGGAUUGAUACUGACCUGCCGUACCGUCUUCAGCCCGACUCUAUUGGCAGGAUGCAGUGUUUACGGGCCCGUGUGAUUCGCUCCCUUUUCCAUUUGUAUGAGCCGUUUGACUUGCGUGUAUCUAAAAUACCUGCUCUGCCAGAAUCAACACCCACAGCCCUACUUAACUCCAAGUGUUUGCUGUUCUGGGUUAGAAAGGUUAUAGGGACUCGGCCAGAUGCAUUGUGGGAAUUCAACUUUAAGUUUUUAAAACAGCCGGUACACAGUAAGAAUGGUUGUGCCAAGUCCUUGCAAAUGCCCAGACAAUAUAUAGAUGUCCAUUCAAACCCAGACUCUGACUGCUACAUACUUCAGGUCACCACCCUAAACUUCAUCUUCACCCCUGUGGUCAUGGGCAUGACGCUGACCCUGUUCACAAUCAACAUUAGCACAGACAUGCGCCACCACCGUGUUCGUCUGGUGUUCCAGGACUCUCCGCUCCAGCGAGGGAAGAAAAGGGGCGAUCAGGGCGGGACCCAGGUGGUGUUAGAUCCCGUACAGAGUGUGAGGCUCAUGGACUGGUGGCACCCACAGUACCCCUCCUCACCCUACACGUAGAAGGCCCUGCCCCCUCAAACCUUCUACAGCAAACCAUCACAUCAAGAUCCUUGCUGUUGUCUUCUUCCACUCACCACAGAAAAACAACAACCCAUUGGCUUAAUAUGGCGAACACUCUUAUUACAUUCAGCAGCAAAGUUUUUGCACAUUCACAUUUUGAUUGUCUGCUGUAGAUGUUAAAGAAAGCCGACAUUGACCUGGCCUUAGAUUGGAUGCAAAUGCUACAUUAAGUGUCAAAUCAUAAGUGUGUCCACCUCAGCAUCACACCCUACUUGUAGUGUUACUGAGACUUAGUAUAUUGUGCUUUAUUAGCACUUUAUGUAAAUCAAGUUCUGCGAGGUCCAUCCACUUGUAUUCAUAGGGAAACAGGGUUUGUUAUACAAAUCAGCCAUUUCUUACCACACAGUGACGAAACCCUUUAUCUUUGAACAACUCCUCAGCUGGAGCAGUUCCUCUGUCUCUCUCUGGGCUGAGUAAUAUGAAAAAAGAUACAAAUUUAUUUGACAUGAUUUAGUGAAAUAAGUAGUAUAUUUGAUAACUUUUCAUAUAUUACAAAUUACAUCCACUUGUUUGGUGGUUUCUUAAUUUGUCUCUUCUAUAAAGCAAAGUAAUGAAAAUUGAAAACUUAAAAUAAUUAUUUUUGGUGUAAUCUUACUUUAAGAAAAGAUGCAAAGUUAUAUCAGAUGAAAUUGCACAUUAUGUUUUACUAUUUAAAAACUUCCAUAUGACGAAGAUAAAAUUCAAAGAUGAAAAUUGUGGGACAUAUUGCUCAGCCCUAGACGUGGCAAAAACAAACAUGUAUUCAUUGCAAUCAGAUUAUUUGAAUGAUUUUUAAGACCCUAUUAGUUAAUAUAGACAGAAUCAACUUGUGACAGUUGAUGUUGUUAUGGAUGAACAGGGUGGAACAUUUUUCCAUCCUCUUGUUUAUUUUAAAUUCACUUGAAAAUGUACUCAAACAUAUCUUUGUUUUGCAUUGAUCUGACUAAUUAAUAUUUUGCAUCACAAGAUCAUGAUUACCUCUUUAAAAAGUGAAAUGUCCCUAUUAUGUGACUAUCAUGACAUUUGUCUGUGCUUGAAGGGCCAAAGAGAUACCUCUGAAUUUAUCGUCUCAUCUGCUGAUUUGGGCAGUGUUAUCUUUUUUUUUAUGUUUCUUGGCUGAAAUAAUUUUGUCUCCUUGCUGAUAAUGUGAGCCAUGUCAUCCACUGCCUCAACUCGGGAUGCCUCAGAGUUGCUACAGUUUUCAGUCUUUUGAGUGUUAAAUGUGUCAAAUUAUAUAAAUCACCUGCUUCAUUAUGAUGGGGUUAAGACAUGAAUUUAUCCAUCUGCCAUUUACAGUGGAAACUGUUUAACUUGAUUGAAUUUGCACUUAUACAAACAUUUGAAUGAAAAAAAGACAUCAGCUUAAUCACAUACAGUACUAGAAAUAAAAAACAAGUUGGUUGAUGCUGUUACCACAUGGCAGAAGACCGCUUGAUGUUUUGUUAAGCAGUGGGUGAUGUCUGCAUUGGUAAAUAAAUGUACUGCACUGAAAUUAAAUCUGAAACUGCCCAUCCAAA